AUGUACCACCGGCAGCUGUCGUACUGCAUCACUCAGUUUGUGGAAAAAGACCCGAAUCUUGCGGAUUCGGUGCUGGUCGGGUUGCUUGAGUUCUGGCCAUUAAGUAACAGCCAGAAUGAGCUGCUUUUCCUGGAAGAGUUGGAGAAGAUUUUGGAGCUCACGCAGGAGCUCGAGUUCCACUUGGUGAUGACGCCGCUGUUCCAGCAGAUCGCGCUCUGCCUCAGCUCCUCUAACUUCCAGAAGCCGCUGGUCAUGAUGCAGCUGUUUCAGCUGUGUCACAGCUCCUCGCACGAAGCUCCCACCCAAUUACAGGUGGUGGAGCGCACGCUGCGCCUGUGGAGCAACGACUACAUCGUGGCGCUCGUGGCUCAGAACCAGGACACCAUCUUGCCGCUCAUCGUUUCUGCUCUCGAGUGCGCUGAAAGCCACCAGAAUCAGGUUGAGCAUGGCAUUCAGCAUCACACCACCAACGGCAAGAAGGUUUCAACCGAUGCCUGCGUCAACCACGACCAAAUCCUCUCGCUUCACAGGAAGGUGAAGGCGGCGAUCAAGAAGUAUCUGGAUGACACACCUGACGACCAGCUGCCGUCUUGGGAUGAGCAUUACCAGGGAUGGGUAUUUGGACCGACGGGCACCGUUGUCAUCUCGGGCAGCGGCUUUCCGAAUCACAUCCCCGACGGCGCUGAUCCCGACAAGAGGGACAAGGAGGAGGCAGAGGUCCUGGUGAAGUAUUGCAGGAUGCAGGCCGCCAAGGACGAGGCCAAGAAAAGUCGUCAGGCGCAGAGUGAUGGUCGUGAUGACGAGGAUGACGAGGAAGGCAAUUGGAUGGAUGAAGGGGAUGAUGAGUAUUGA
Messenger RNA from Closterium sp. Naga37s-1, 852 nucleotides. The record is from the annotation of a GenBank genome assembly. NCBI's taxonomy places the organism in Eukaryota, Viridiplantae, Streptophyta, Zygnematophyceae, Desmidiales, Closteriaceae.